Molecule: messenger RNA, 527 nt
Organism: Linepithema humile (Argentine ant)
Lineage: Eukaryota; Metazoa; Arthropoda; Insecta; Hymenoptera; Formicidae
Source: RefSeq, a predicted model, not a curated record
ACGUGAGGGGGAUAUUAACACUUUAAAUACAAAAGAAUUGGGAUUGCCUUUGUGCGAUGAAUUAGCACUUAAUACUCUAGAAAAUAAAUUGGAAGACAAUGAGUUUUUUGAAAGUAUGGUACAUACAUUAAAAGGCCUAGGAGGUGUUGAUGUGCAUUCUUGCACUAUUAAUAUACUUAAAAAAUUGAUGUCUAACUCUUUGGCCGAAAUGUACAGUUUUGCCGGAAUGAAAAAGAAAAAGGCUUUCCAGGAAUUGACUUUGUACAAAAUCAUACUUAAAACUGUCCGCAUUCAUUACAAGGACGUGACUGAGGAGGAAGUUGCCAAAUUUAUAGCGAAAUGGCUAGUACAGGCCAAAGCUCGUCGAGAGAGAAAAAAAUCUUCUAUUUCACUUGAUGAAAACAAAAAUAUGCAGAUAUGCAGCAAUCACGAUGAUGCCGAAGAUGAUUUAUGACGAUUUAAGAUGACUUAUGACGAUUUAAGAUAAUAUUUAUGACGAUUUAAGAUGAUUUGUGUGUUCAAUAAAA